AUGGAGGAAGACGAAGCCACGCCGAAGCGUCUGCCUCCUUGGGUCGAGCUGGAAUACUCUCAAAUGCUCACACUCGCUGGCCCUACUUCCACCGUGCUCUUCACACACCUCUCCGAAGGCUCAGGUGAUGCGCUGCGCGCCACUCUAUCUGCUUCGCUAGAGCAGAAGGGCGUAGCCACAUUAGAAGUGCACACUGCGCCGAUACUCUCGACUCUCCAGGAUAAAGGAGUACCACUCGAGUCUGUGUGCCUUCUCGAUCCAAAGGCGGAGAAAGAGCUGAGUCCCGAGGAUGCUCAAACGUUUGGCUACUUUCUUUUUGGGGGGAUAUUAGGCGAUGACCCACCGCGCGACCGGACCUCUGAGCUGCGCGCGCUCGGGUUUCCCUCUCGCCACCUAGGCAGUGUGCAGAUGACAACAGAUACCGCACUCGGUGUUACAAAAAAAGUCGUGCAUGACAAAGUACCAUUGGAUCAGAUACCCUACGUCGAUUUUCCAACUAUUCGCUUUAACGCCAAGGAGAGCGUCGAGAUGCCGUUCCGUUACAUCGCGGACAACGGUCAACCGAUUCUCCCGCCGGGAAUGCGCGAGUUGCUGCACGAGGACCUGAACAAGAGUUUUGAGUUUUAA
This is a messenger RNA of Coniophora puteana RWD-64-598 SS2, 627 nucleotides long. Its product is annotated as DUF431-domain-containing protein. Gene Ontology annotation, molecular function: protein-arginine omega-N monomethyltransferase activity. The coding region runs from base 1 to 627 and encodes 208 amino acids. Gene Ontology annotation, biological process: peptidyl-arginine methylation. The record is from RefSeq and is a predicted model, not a curated record. NCBI's taxonomy places the organism in Eukaryota, Fungi, Basidiomycota, Agaricomycetes, Boletales, Coniophoraceae. The transcript has 7 exons.